This is a messenger RNA of Pneumocystis jirovecii RU7, 297 nucleotides long. RefSeq lists its product as uncharacterized. The coding region runs from base 1 to 297 and encodes 98 amino acids. The record is from RefSeq and is a predicted model, not a curated record. The transcript is spliced from 2 exons. Lineage: Eukaryota; Fungi; Ascomycota; Pneumocystomycetes; Pneumocystales; Pneumocystaceae.
AUGUGGAUUUUACGUGCAAAACACUCUCGAAUAACAAUUUUUCUUACUGCUGCUCCCGAUGACUCUCUUGAAUCCCUCAAACAACAAUUAUUCACCGCAUUACGCGAUACACAUUUCGAUGAUCCUAAUGAUGACGAUAUUCGUCUUAAAAUCUCUGGCAUAGUACAUACUGAUUAUACACAAACUCUUUCUGACGCUGGUCUUGGAGACGGCGCUGUUUUUGAGUUUGCUCCUCGGCGACACGGUCAAUGGAUACCAUUCUAUAUAGAACCUUAUCCCGAAUCCACCGACACAUAG